Paramuricea clavata is the source of this 1320-nucleotide messenger RNA. The record is from the annotation of a GenBank genome assembly. NCBI's taxonomy places the organism in Eukaryota, Metazoa, Cnidaria, Anthozoa, Malacalcyonacea, Plexauridae.
AUGGGUAGCCGUAUUUCCCACUUCGAGAGAAGAUGGCGGCAUUUUAAUGAAAAUAUGGUAAGUUUGGACGUAUAUUCUCGUUAUGUUUCUUUGAUAUUUAUUCGUUUAAUUAAACUUCUAAUAAAGUUUAAUAGUUAUAGUGUUCAUUAUUGUGUUUUGUUUAUUGUGUUUGGCGAAAGAGAGUAUAAAAAAUCGUGUACAUGUGCAUAAAAAAUCGUGUACAUGUACAUAAAAAAUCGUGUUGCUAUGUUGAGUUGAUGGAGGACAUUUUUUAUUCCAAUUGUGCUGAAAUAGUUAUAAGAAUAUGUGUUGAAAGACUUAGACUGAACGCGCCCCAAUGCACCCCACAUUUUGACAGUGAAUUUUUAUCCAAAAUUUAUUGAAUUUUAUUAUUUUUAUAGGAAGUUGUAUCAGUAGCAGAAAAGAGAUUGUGUGUUCCAGAAGGCAAUACCCCGGGAAAACCGCCUGCCAAAGUCCGCACACAGACAGAAUCAGAAGCUUCUCGUAAGAGAUGUUUGUUUGGGAAAGAUAAUAUCAGUUCAGAAAAGUCAAAAUGGACAACUUCCGAAGAUUCUGCUAUUGUCCAGUAUAUAUGUCUUUACUGGGAAGAUGCCAAUAAAAACAAAUGGCCAACAAUGAAAAACCCUCAUUUUUGGGAUGGUUGUGCACAAGCUGUAAUGAACAUAUGCAAAACAACGAGAACUGGUAAGAGCAAGUAUUUCUGUUAUGUAAGUGAAUAAUGACAAGGGUGUACAUGCCAAACAGUUCAAUGCUCAUUGCAUAAUUGUUCUUAAUAGUGGUAGUAAAGAUGCAAAUGAGUCAGCCCACCAAGCAGGAUGAAAUGUUCUGAAGUUUAUCACAAGUCAUAUUUAUCCUCUUAAUGACCUGUUUCUGUAAUAAUUCCAUAUGAUUCUACUACAAAGUGUGACUUUAUCAAAAUGUUUUGCCUCAAUAGGUGGAGCAUGUCGUUCAAGAGUGAGCAAGUAUUUGGCAAAACACCAUCCCAUCCUUACAGAAGCAGAAGAUGCUCUUGGAAUAGACUAUGUGCUUGAAACUUCAAAUGAUACCAACUUUGUAGACCAUAUCUCUUCCACUCCUAAGCAAUUUCCACAAACAAAUGUUGAAGAGCCAUUGUCCCCCAUAUUCAGCUGUUCACCACAAAAGAAAGCAUCCAUAUCGAAUAUUGGGGAUUUGGUUAAAAACCUAGUUCUUGCAUUCCAAAAUACGAUGACAAAACGGUUAAAGAUGCAAUUACUAAGAUAUCUGUACAAACAAAUAGUCAUUGAAUCAGGUGGAACUGAAUUGGCCACAUUCGUUUGA